Messenger RNA from Chanos chanos (milkfish), 1914 nucleotides. RefSeq names its product SHC (Src homology 2 domain containing) transforming protein 3 (gene shc3). The record is from RefSeq and is a predicted model, not a curated record. Gene Ontology annotation, cellular component: plasma membrane. Bases 1 to 1914 code for a protein of 637 amino acids. NCBI's taxonomy places the organism in Eukaryota, Metazoa, Chordata, Actinopteri, Gonorynchiformes, Chanidae. Gene Ontology annotation, biological process: cell surface receptor protein tyrosine kinase signaling pathway; intracellular signal transduction. The transcript has 12 exons. Gene Ontology annotation, molecular function: receptor tyrosine kinase binding.
AUGCUUCACCGUACUAAAUACAACCGCUUCAGGAAUGAGUCUGUGACGUCUGUCGAUGAGCUUCUUCACGGCCUCUCCAUGAACGCCAAGGUCUCGGCUGCCUCGCCACCCUCGGGUGAGCCUCCUUACACCCCCCCAGCCGAGGUGCUCCCUCCCGACCCAGAGGAUGGGGGUACCACCCUCUGCACCCUUAUCAACAAGGUGUCCAACCUCAAAUUCGCCAACUCGGGCGGCCUCCUGGGUAUCAAGAGCCUGCCAUCGGCUGUCAAAGAUCUGGCUGUGUCCAAGCUGCAAGGGGGUGGGGGUGCAGGUAGCCCUAGUUCCUCUGGCUCAUCUGCGGCCACUGGGGGCAGCUCGUGUGGAUUGGCGUCCUCUGUCUCCCUGCAGGAGCCAGGCUCUAUGAGCACAGGGAAGAAAGGAAGGAUGGAGGAGACACAGCAGGGAGGAGAGGACUGGAACCCAGGCGUUGGAGGUGUUGGUGGUGCUUGCAGGGGACUGGUGAGCAAGCCGUGCCGAGGAUGGCUACAUUCCAGCGAAAAGAUCUCUGGACCUGGAGUGACGUACAUUGUAAAGUACUUAGGCUGCAUAGAAGUUCUUCGGUCUAUGCGAUCCUUGGACUUCAACACAAGAUCACAAAUAACAAGAGAGGCAAUCAGUCUGGUGUGCGAGGCUGUCCCAGGUGCCAAAGGAGCCCUUCGUAAGAGAAAGCCACCAUCUAAAGCUCUCUCAAGUAUUCUGGGGAAGAGUAACCUGCAGUUUGCAGGCAUGACUAUCAAUCUCAACAUUUCCACCAGCAGCCUCAACUUAAUGACUCCCGACUCCAAACAGAUAAUAGCUAACCAUCAUAUGCAGUCAAUAUCUUUUGCAUCAGGUGGUGAUCCGGACACGACUGAUUAUGUUGCCUAUGUAGCGAAAGAUCCUGUUAACCGAAGAGCAUGUCAUAUUCUGGAAUGUUCUGAUGGUCUGGCUCAGGAUGUGAUUAGCACCAUUGGUCAGGCAUUUGACCUCCGUUUCCAGCAGUACCUACAGUGCCCCUCCAGCAAGGUCUCCACUAUACAUGACAGGGUGUUAAGUUUGGAAGAGUCUCCAUGGACGGAAGAGGAGGAAGAACCUCCUGAUCAUCCAUAUUACAACAACGUCCCAGGCAAGAUGCCCCCUCCUGGUGGCUUCAUUGAUGCCAGACUGACCAAUCAGCCACCAGAGGGCAACCAGGGUCCAGGAUCAGUUGACCAGACAUACUAUCAGAGCAGACCCAUGCUCAUCCAACAAGGCUCCUGUGACAUAUACAGUCUGCCUGAGGGGAAGGGUCAGGCACCAAAAACAGGGGACAUUCCCACGUAUGUAAAUACCCAGCACAUAGAUAGCCAGGUGCUGGCAGCGCUGCAAGGUGAAACAGACCUGUCCACUGAGGGAGGCAUUGGAGGGGCAGCCAAAGAUAGUCCACGGAAAGACCUGUUUGACAUGAAGCCUUUUGAAGAUGCCAUCCUGACACAGGUGCCGCCCACAGCCCCGCCCCCUGCCCCUGCCCCCAUGCUACAUAAGGAGGCAUCGGUGGAUAAUUCCAGCCCUUUGCUGGUGCGUUCAGCUGCCUUCAGGGCGCACGAGGAACUGGAAGGUCAACCAUGGUACCACCGUGAGAUGAGCCGUAAAGAUGCAGAAAAACUCCUCAAGGACGAUGGAGACUUCCUGGUACGCAAGAGUACCACCAAUCCAGGAUCCUAUGUCCUGACUGGCAUGCACAAUGGAGUGGCCAAACACCUACUACUGGUGGACCCUGAGGGCACAGUACGAACUAAAGAUCAUAUAUUUGAGAGCAUCAGCCACCUGAUUGGCCAUCAUCGUGACAACAACUUGCCAAUAGUCUCAGCAGGAAGUGAACUGUGUCUGAAACAGCCCGUGGGGAGGAAACAGUGA